UCCCUUACCUCGUGCGCAGAAAAUCACCUCCGGAACUUCAUGGGAGAAAACUUAUUAUUCAACCCCAAAGAGAGUGCAUAUAGGCACGACAACGAGAAUCUUUAUAGUAGGACAUCCAGCUUGGGUUAAGUUGAAUGAAUAACUUUUAAGCGCAAAGGGUUGGAAUACUAAAACUUAAUCAAAGAUAUUCAUUUGAAUUUCCCCUUUGCGUGUCCUUGGGCAAUAUCCGAGCCAGAACGCACCAGGCUUCUUGACAUUACCAUGGCAACGUCAAAGUCUAAUGACUCUGACCCAUCAAGCCCCCAUCCCCUGAUUGCAGUUGUUAUCUCAACCGGGUUAUGAGCAAUCGACGCGGAGUUUUUAAUAAUAAUAUUGACACUGCUUUGAUAGCUAGACGAGGUUUUGGGGCACACGGCUCACCACAGACUGUAUGGCAGCGAUAAGGCAAAAUCUAGGAUUCAUUUACCUGUCAUUAAAGCGCUUCCCGUGCGCUGAUUGGCCGGCACGUGUCCCAAUGUGUGGUCCCUAUGUCAAUUUAUUGGUUGUUUGUAAACAAAUAUUUUGGAACAAAAGAGGGCUUGUCGAUAAACAAACAACAUUGGUGGUCGAUAAAUAAGUUUGGAGGCUCGCUUCUCGGGCACUCAGAGUUUGAGGUGUCGCAUGAAAGAGAGGAGCUCAUCGCUAUCCGAAGAUCCGAGGAAUCUCUCCGAUAUCACGCGAGGAAACAACGCGUGCAAACGCAAUUAACACGGAUUACUUUCAAUACUACUUUACCUCCUUUUAAACUCGUGGUUUAUUCAAGUGGGAACAAAGAAAACGCUCAUUCAAGAGGGGACAAAAAGAGAAAAACCGCCAUAGGAAAAGAAGGGUAAAAACGCGAUGUACCCGACUCCACAUCAGAGUUGCUUCCACGUGUCGGGGUAUCCCUACAGUCCCGUAAUGGCGGCGGCGCAGCCCGCGACCUUCGCUGGUUACGGGUGCCAUUCUUCCUCGAUGUACCACCACCAAGCGUGGGGAAGGUCCUACUAUCCUUUUUACACCGGCUAUUAUUACCGCGGGCACGAGCCUCUGCCUAAGCCUCCGUACUCGUACGUGGCUCUCAUUAGCAUGGCUAUCAAACAGUCGAAGGGACAGAAAAUUACCCUAAGUGGCAUUUACCAGUUUAUUAUUGAGAACUUCCCGUAUUAUAGACUGAACAAGAGGGGAUGGCAGAACAGCAUACGGCAUAAUCUAUCGCUCAAUAAGUGUUUCGUGAAGAUACCAAGAGAGAGAUCGGAUCCGGGUAAGGGAUGCUAUUGGGCGCUUGAUCCAGCCUACGAAGAGAUGUUCGAGGAUGGGAAUUUUCGCAGGCGAAGGCGGCGGUGUCGGGCGUACCAGGGAAGUGGGAAAGAGUCACGGAGCAUUGAUGAUGAGGGGGAGGAAAAAGGCGAAGAUGAUUAUGACGCGGAAGACUUACAAUGCAAGAAAGAGGAAUUAGCCUCGAGUCAGAGCUCGGAUGAAACUUUGCUUUCCUGUUCUACGAGAUUUGGUGAACGCGAAGAAAAAAGGCGGAAAUACGAUGGAAAAAGCAAUGUUGAGUGUAGGAGUAGCGAACUUUCACAAAAAGCCUCAAGCCACCCUUUCAGUAUUGCGAAUAUCCUCCAAGGAAAGUCCUCACCUCGCAUGAAUGUUGACGAAUCGUGUAAAAAGGAUCCGAAUGUAGAGAGCAAACUAGAUCAAACGGGUGCCGAAGUUGUUUUCCCCGCUCACGUGAAAAGCUAUAACAACUCUAUCUUGGUUUCUGGCGCCAAAAGCAUCCCGUUUGUCUCAAGUCAAACUCAAUCGGGAGCGACUAGUUAUCUACCUUACAAUAACGCGUGAGACAUGAGUUAUACGACUCUAAGAAUUAUCCACCUCCACAAAACUCAAAAUACUUUAAAAACAAUCGAGACAAACUAUUGGUCUCACGGAUGUACAUAUCAGGGAACUGACAUAUUUGUCGAUGUUUUCUUGAGCUUUCACUGCGUUUAAUUGAUAUGUUUUGGCGAAAAAUUAGGAGUUUUGUGUUUGACACUGUUUUUUCACUUGAAGAGUACUUGAGGUCUCGAGACUCGAAAAGAUAAAGUUUCAAAACCUGCGGAUUGCGUUUCGCUAAAGCAUUUCUCAAACCACUCUCUAAGCACUUUGCUGUUGAAUAGGGCUUACGAAGGCUUCUUCUAGUCUGCUAUUUAUUCAUCAGGUUAUUGAAAACGAAGCAUUUUUUUUUUAGUUUGACCCUGUUAUAAUUGUGUCAAAUUAGAUAUUUCGUUGUUUAAUCUUCAUUUCUAUUGAACUCUAACAAGGAAAACAUGAUACUAUCUGCGCCAGCUCACCCUGCGCAAAACGUUAAUUGUAAAAUUCGCAACAACUUUGAAAUAGAAUGAUUCUUUCUCGAUCGAAACACAAAUACAUGUAGAUAUAUUAAUUUAUUUAUGAGACGCAAAUUAUCUUGUUUGACAAAUCAAGGCGAUUCAUUAAAGUUAAGACGUGUAUCUA
Messenger RNA from Nematostella vectensis (starlet sea anemone), 2514 nucleotides. Its product is annotated as forkhead box protein C2-B. Gene Ontology annotation, molecular function: RNA polymerase II cis-regulatory region sequence-specific DNA binding; DNA-binding transcription factor activity, RNA polymerase II-specific. The transcript has a single exon. Lineage: Eukaryota; Metazoa; Cnidaria; Anthozoa; Actiniaria; Edwardsiidae. Bases 880 to 1860 code for a protein of 326 amino acids. The record is from RefSeq and is a predicted model, not a curated record. Gene Ontology annotation, biological process: anatomical structure morphogenesis; cell differentiation; regulation of transcription by RNA polymerase II.